Messenger RNA from Mesocestoides corti, 681 nucleotides. The record is from the annotation of a GenBank genome assembly. NCBI's taxonomy places the organism in Eukaryota, Metazoa, Platyhelminthes, Cestoda, Cyclophyllidea, Mesocestoididae.
AUGGACGAUCUUUGCUUCCGAACUAAGGCGAUUGUGCAAAAGGUACCUCAGGACUUAUCAGAAUUGGAACGCUUGGUUCUUUCAUUGCGCUCCAACGAGUCUGACAAGACCAUCAUUAACCGAAAGGAAUACCAGAUUGCUCAGAACCUGGACCUUGCAAUUUCCAACUGCCAGCGACUUCACGUUCUUUCAAAAAACGAACCUUCUUUUAAACGUAAACAGAUUGAACUGGUUAUAAGUCAGAUCCAAUCGGAAUGUCAACAGCUUCGAAGUAGCUUACAGACACUUCAACGCAAACGUGCAACGCACGAACAGGAGCUGAUGCACCGAGCAAGUCUCCUCUCUACACCCGCGUGUGCAAGCGGCAUGGGUAGCGAUGGCGUCACAGUUGUGCAAAUCGACACUGAAGUGAGCGAGUUCUCGCGACUGCAGUUGGUGAGCCGACGUCUCGAUGAAAUGCUCCUUGGUGGCACUGCUAGUCUCGAAGCCCUCAAGCUUCAAGGAAGUACCCUAAAGGAGUCCCAGAGACGGCUCCUUGACUUAGUAAAUACCUUAGGGUUAUCCAAUGUGGUGAUGCGGCUCAUACAGCGUCGGUGUUAUCGAGACAAAGUGCUUUUUUACGUUCUUGCCGUGGGAACUCUGAUCUCCAUGUUCCUCGUGUGGCGCUUUCUACGUACUUGA